GUCCUGAUCUUUAAAGAGACUGAGGUGUCCAAGAACAAGGCGGUGAGAGGCAGACAAGUCCUGUAUCUUUUUGAUCAGUACUUUAAGACCAACGAAGAGGUUGGGGCGCUCUACUCUGUCGAGGAUUUGCUAAAAGUUCGCCUGUUGAAUGACGACCUUAGCACCUUCCUUGGCAACUGGGAGUCGGUAAUGUCCGGUUUGAGUCACACCCCCGACGAGACUACCCUAAGGGACAUUUUCUUGCGGGAGUUGAAACAAUCGAAGCGCCUCAAGUACGACCUCGAGAUCUUCGAUAGGGCCAAAGAGGGUCCGCCAGCCCUUCAGCAAGAAGUGGCCGAGGGAGAUCCAACAGCCCCAAAGGGUCGAGGCCGAGGUGUCUGCUACGACUUCUUGAAGGGAACGUGCAAGCGAGGAGACAAGUGUCCAUUCCUUCGUAAGAAGCGCUCCCUUUCUCCCAAACCACCCAAAACCAAGAAGAAAAUCAACGCUACGUGCAAGUUUUGGAAGGAAGGCACGUGCACCAGGGGCGACUCCUGCCGCUUUCAGCACAAAGACAUCGACAAGCCGACCGCUCCAGCCCCGAAAUCGGAGGCCGCAGCUGCGCGAAAGCCUAGCUCUCCCCGUGCAAACUCCCCCGCUCCGCGAAGAGGGAGAAGCCCCAGGGCUAAGUCUCAGGGGAAGCCAGAGAAACCAGCAGCCUGCGCGUAUGCAGCGGCGGCCACGAGCCAGGCUCCCAGCUUGGAGGACUCGUGGGAGAUCGACUUUGUUGCUGGUAAGUUGAUGAGGCACCAUAGGACCUAUCGGAAGGGCUGGUAUGUACCCGACAACUCGUGCCCUGUCAACUUCAAGAAGCUCAGGGACGAGGUCAAGGUAGAAAGGGUUCUGCCAGUUCAGCCUUACAUUGCUCAGCAGCAAUACAAAGACAAUCUUCUUCUUGAGGCCAAUGCCACGAGUGAGAAUCUCGAAUGA
Molecule: messenger RNA, 969 nt
Organism: Symbiodinium sp. CCMP2456
Lineage: Eukaryota; Dinophyceae; Suessiales; Symbiodiniaceae
Source: the annotation of a GenBank genome assembly